UAUUACAAUUAUUUAUUUCAUAUUUGUACCAGAAACGCUCGAAUUCAAAGUUCUACACUUAUAUAGAAAAGAAAUAACGGUAGUUGAAAAAAAUGAAAAUAUUGAAAAUAGGCCGAAAUUAGCUAAACCUUGGUUACCAUUGAUCUACUUAUGUGAUCUAACGAUUUUACCGUAUAUACUUGUUGCAACUAUGAGCUUUACAGCUGCAUUUGGUUGUCAAACCCUACAUUCAUCGUAUUUAGCUCGUACACCAUACGAUUACAAUGAAAUGAUGAUUGGCUUUUUAUAUAUUCCAAUUGGCAUAGCUUUAUUUACUGGUAGUUUCAUUGGCGGGAAACUAGCUGAUCGAGCAGCAUCCUGUAAAUAUUUUAAUAAUGUUGCUGAACGACGUAUGAUACCAGGUUUAAUUCUGUCACUACUACUGGUACCAACGGGUUUAAUUCUCUACGGAUGGUCACUAGAAUAUGGUUAUAAUAUUCUGAUUAUCAUCUGUGGACAGUGCCUAUUUGGUUUAGGUCAAGCUAAUCGACCGGGUAUACUUUCAUAUUUUACAAUUAAACAUCAACAACAAGCAGCUAGUAUAAUCUCGGCAAAUAAUUUUGUACAAAUCUUAUUUGCAGCUAUUGGCAUUGCAAUAUCUAUACCAGCUUCACAUCGACUAGGUAUUGGUCCAUUUAUAACAAUUUUAGCUCUAGUGAACAUAGUAACAAUUGUCGUGGCAGGUGUAUUAAUAUACAAAAAAAUUAAAUCAUCACCUGAACAAUAA
Messenger RNA from Didymodactylos carnosus, 766 nucleotides. The record is from the annotation of a GenBank genome assembly. NCBI's taxonomy places the organism in Eukaryota, Metazoa, Rotifera, Eurotatoria, Philodinida, Philodinidae.